Molecule: messenger RNA, 2389 nt
Organism: Fukomys damarensis (Damara mole-rat)
Lineage: Eukaryota; Metazoa; Chordata; Mammalia; Rodentia; Bathyergidae
Gene: CUNH5orf22
Product: chromosome unknown C5orf22 homolog
Exons: 9
Coding region: 90-1427 (445 amino acids)
Source: RefSeq, a predicted model, not a curated record
CGGGUGAGCGGGUGUUUCCGCUGGGAGGUGGCGGAGGAGCAGCAGCUGAGGCCUUCUCUGGUGGUCUCUCGGCGCGUCGGCCUCCAGUCAUGGGUGACUCCGCGGAACCCCGCCCCUGCCUGCGGCGCUACCCCGAGCUGCCGGUGUGGGUGGUGGAGGAUCAUCAGGAGGUUCUGCCUUUCAUAUAUCGAGCCAUAGGAUCAAAGCACCUUCCUGCCAGUAACAUAACUUUUUUACACCUCGACUCCCAUCCAGACCUCCUUAUUCCUGUGAAUAUGCCAGCAGACACCGUAUUUGAUAAGGAAACAUUGUUUGGAGAAUUAAGUAUUGAAAAUUGGAUUAUGCCUGCAGUUUAUGCUGGCCACUUUUCCCACGUAAUAUGGCUUCAUCCCCCAUGGGCACAGCAAAUCAGAGAGGGAAAACAUCAUUUUUUAGUAGGCAAAGAUAUUUCUACCACAACAAUCAGAGUCACAAGUACAGAUCAUUACUUCCUAAGUGAUGGUCUCUUUGUACCUGAAGACCAGCUAGAGAACCAGAAACCUUUACAGUUGGAUAUAAUUAUGGUAAAGCCUCAUGAAUGCAGUGCCAACCAAGAAGAAAAUGCUGCAGUUUCUUCUGCAAAGAAGCCCAAGCUAGCAUGCGAAGAGUCAGAAAACCUCACCUCCACCCACUGUGACUCUUAUUCAGGAGGGCUGAAAAAGGACACAGGAACGCAGAGCAUGGGCCAAGCUUGCCGAGAGCCAUUGUGUCCAUGCUCUUGUUCUUCUGAAGGUCAACAGUGCCAGGCUACAGCCUGUACUCAGGAGAUUCUGGAAAUACUGAAGAAAGACAAUGUGUUUGUUUUAGAUAUUGACUUAGAUUUUUUUUCUGUCAAGAACCCCUUCAAAGAAAUGCUCACUCAGGAAGAAUACAAAAUCUUACAAGAGCUCUACCAAUUUAAAAAGCCUGCUAGCAACCUAACUGAGGAAGAUUUGGUAGACACUGUUGAUACUCGAAUUCAUCAGUUAGAAGACUUGGAGGCAGCUUUCUCUGAUUUGUGUGAUGGUGAUGAUGAAGAAACUGUACAGAGAUGGGCUUCAAACCCUGGAAUGGAAUCAUUAGUUCUACUUGUACAGAGUUUGAAAAAACGUAUGGAGGUGCCAGACUAUGAAAUGGUUCACCAAGCUGGUCUAACCUGUGAUUAUUCAGAACUUCCUCACCAUAUCAGCACAGAACAAGAAAUUGAGUAUCUUGUUCAGUCUGUAUAUUAUUUACUGAAAAAAUUACCAAAACCUACUCUUGUGACAAUUGCAAGGUCAAGUCUGGAUGAUUACUGUCCUUCUGAACAAGUUGACACAAUUCAAGAAAAGGUCCUUAAAGCCCUGCACUCCCUCUAUGGAACCCUGGACACUCACCUGGUGUAUUCAGAAGAGUCUGCCCCAGCUUGAACAAAACACUAGGCUAUUACAUCUUGCUGUAGUAACCAGGUUUACAUUAACUUAUUCAUAAAGAGUCUUCCAGAGAACAUUUUUAUGCUAACUUUCAAGUGAAAUCUUUAAGAUAUUUUGAAUCUCCAAAUAACCAUCAGGUGUUGAAUGAUGGCAAUUUUGUUUUGCUUUGCAUCGAGUCUACUAACUCCAGUUGACAGAAUUGUCACUUAACUCUCUUCCUUCUAUCAUUGUCUUUAUUUUUGAGGGUUUUUCACUCCUUGUCUCUGUAGGUCAGUUGGACUAUAUGAGAUUCGUUCAUGUGCUUAUUCAUUCAUCCAACUCCUACGUAUUAAGGACUUAUGUCCCAGACAUUAUUACAUGUGCUGGAUGUAUGGAGAUAGAAUGGACAAAGCCCAGCUCUCCUCGGGGAGACCCGUGAGAAACAAAUUCUGGGUUUUAAGUGUUACAAAGGAAAGGAUAACCACAAACAUAUCUUAGGCAUACUUAGUACUCAGGGUACCUGGCCUUAUAAGAAGGUAACAUUCUCAAAAGUUACUACCAAAAGAAAAUCCUUACCAGUCCAUAAAAAUAUUGUAAGAGAUCUACCUUUUUUGAGACAAGGUCUCACUGUGUGGAUCAAUCCAGACUUGAACUCACUAUGCAUCCCAGGCCAUCCUUGAGCUUGGGGUAAUCCUCCUGCCUGCCUAAGCCUCCUUGGAGUGCUGAAGUUACAGGCUUGCACCACCAUGCCCAGCUUCUAGCAAUGCUUUUAUUAAAGAGACCCAGUUAGGUAAACGUGACUGUCUUAGUUACUUUUCUCAUUGCUGAGACAGAAUACCCAACACCCACACAUUAAAGGAGAAACGGUUUAUUUCAGCUCACAUUUUCCAAAGGUGUUAGUUCAAAGUUGGCUGGCUUCAAGGCAGGGUGGCAGGACAAAGGGGUGUUGCAGAGGAGAAACAAUCCAUGGCAGAGCAAAG